UAAUUGGGUAUUUAUAGAAGUUCAGUAAGAACUUGACCAAGGAACCACUCGUGAGGAAGGGUCACUCACCCCGAAACAUUAACUCUGCUUUCUCUCUAUAGAUACUGCCAGACCUGCUGAGUUUCUCCAACAAUUUCUGUUUUGGCACCAGUCCGGACUCCGGACACAAUCCCCAAAUCCAUCGUCGUAUAACUUGACUUCCGACUUGCGGCAUUAGACCGGUGAAUUUCUGACCCAUCACAUAACUUAUUGGGAACUCUGGCGGUCAUUCCCCCCCAGCCCAGUCCGCAUGGCUCGAGCAGGUUCGGAUGAAGCUGGGGGCGCGCGUCUAACGGUUAGUGCAAGGGAAGCCUCGCGCUGGAGGGUGCUCUCGGCGACGUCACCGGGAGAGCACGGGGCGGGUAGGUGUGCGCAGACUGAGGAGCCAUCUUACUGUCGCCUCUCACUUGGGAAGAGGAUCAGGGGACUUAAUGACUCAUAUGAAAGGCAAAUCGAACCAGAAACAAAUGUAUGCAAAUACGCAGAUAAACCAAUGUUCUUCCCUUGCUCGUUUUUAUGGAAAGAGAAGUAUAUAACUGAUAUUAUGACCAGUUGUACUUUUUUUAAAGCAGUCACUGCAGAUGUGAAGCCAAGUUCCAAACUGAAGAAACUAUCACUCAUUUAUGAGGAAGCAGAUUCAGAAUUAUAUUCAACUAAUAAAGUGACUUCUCGUGUCCAUAGGAGCACAUAUCAGUCCCGAAUGAAAAGGACUGUACGAAGAAACAUUUUGAAGACCAAAAAAGAAACUUCGCCUUUUCAAAACAGAAGUCCUAGUCUUCAGCAAUGGAAGGAAUUUACCCAGAGUAAUUCCAAAAAUGCAGACUGUUCUGUGUACAAUGAAACUACUUCAGAAGAACUUUGUCUAACAACUGAAACUUUGGCUUACGUCUUGCCAUCUUUGGAUUCAGAGUUGCUUGUGGAUGACAGUUCCUCCAUUGGAACAGAAAAUUGUUCUUCAGUGGAAUUAUUCAGAGAGCCAGAAGACCAUGCAUCUGUUAUGAAUCCAGAAGAUAUUUAUUGGUUCUCUUGUAAAAAUUCUACUCUUCUGGACAGUAGUAAAGCAGCAAACAUUGAUGUGAUUGGUCAGCCUUCAAAUCUCUCUGAAAUUCUAGAGCAGACUGGAAAUCUCACAAGAGAAGGAAACUUCAAAGGAUACCAUGUAUUGGAUGAAGUUGAGGUGUAUGGGAAUUCUGAAGUGACUUCAUUUACAGUUGCAGGUAAAACAGUUUCUAAAUUACAAGCAAGCAAGGAGAUCACUCUUGAACAGAAAAAGUUACAUGCAGUUUCUCUCCGAGAUGAGCAGAAGAAAUCAGCAGUAAAAACAAAGAAAACGUUUAAGCCAAAACAGACAAGCACACCAGUAGAGACAUUUAAACAACCAACAAAACUGAAACAACAAGAUGAAGUACCGAUUUGUAGCAUCAUCCUUGCUCCAGUGUGCGACCGACCAUCUGAUGCUUUACAGUGUGAACAAGUGAAACAUUGGACAUCGUUGGAAAAUGCGCCUAUAGGUGCAUGAGCAUCAUAUGCCAUAAUGCCUGACAUUAUUAUUGAUCUAUCUAAGUAAGUGUACCUGCUCAAGAUGUUGGAAAAAUCUGUUGUAUCUGCUGAAUUCUGGAAUUGCUUUCAAAUGAAUUGUCUAGCAAUUAAAAUAAUUAACUAUUUAAUUUAACCAUGGAAUUUAAAAAAAAAUGCAACUAUCUGGUUAGUUGUGUGGUACAAAGGUUAUCUAGUAAAUGUUUACUUAUGUAAUUAAAAUGUUCAUUAAAUCUUCAAUUUUUGUAUUGAAAAA
Chiloscyllium plagiosum (whitespotted bambooshark) is the source of this 1831-nucleotide messenger RNA. Lineage: Eukaryota; Metazoa; Chordata; Chondrichthyes; Orectolobiformes; Hemiscylliidae. The record is from RefSeq and is a predicted model, not a curated record.